Messenger RNA from Aspergillus tubingensis, 1836 nucleotides. Its product is annotated as purine and uridine phosphorylase. NCBI's taxonomy places the organism in Eukaryota, Fungi, Ascomycota, Eurotiomycetes, Eurotiales, Aspergillaceae. Gene Ontology annotation, molecular function: catalytic activity. The coding region runs from base 1 to 1836 and encodes 611 amino acids. The record is from RefSeq and is a predicted model, not a curated record. Gene Ontology annotation, biological process: nucleoside metabolic process. The transcript has a single exon.
AUGGAGCAUCGACAGCCUCAUCUCCUGCAUCCCCCCCCGAAGCGGAGGAAACUCGACUUGGGAGAGAGCCCCAGGCGACUCUCCCACGAUGAUUACACCAUCGGCUGGGUGUGUGCUCUUGCCAUUGAGGCAGCGGCAGCAAUGGCCAUGCUGGAUCAGAUCCAUCCAGCCUUGCCCACCCACGCGCGAGACAGCAAUUCGUAUACCCUCGGGUCCAUCGGCCGUCAUAAUAUCGUGAUCGCUUGUCUCCCCGCCGGCAUCUAUGGCACCACAUCAGCAGCCACUGUCGCCAGCAAUAUGUUCAUCAGUUUUGGAUCGAUUUGUCAUCUAGUUAUGGUCGGGAUCGGGGGAGGGGUGCCGUCUGCAUCGGUCGAUAUCCGGCUUGGGGAUGUCGUGGUGAGCAUUCCCACUCCCUGCUGCGAGGGCGUGGUGCAAUACGACUAUGGCAAGGCCAUCAGCCAAGGGCACUUCGAAAGAACAGGCACUUUGAAUAAGCCAUCCACUGCCCUCCUGACAGCAGUCAGUAACCUUCGGGCGGCGGACCUCCGCAAUGGCAGCCAGAUACCCGUCCUGAUAUCUGAGAUGCUGGCGCGUAAUCCGCGGAUGGUAGAAACUUUCACGUCCCCCGGCUCUCUGAGAGACCUUCUUUUUGCUUCAGAUUACGAGCAUGACCCAGCUGAGCCGACCUGCAAGUCUUGCGACCGUGAAAAACUAGUGAUCCGGUCGACACGCAGCUCUGAUCGGCCGGUUGUUCACUACGGCCUGAUCGCAUCCGGGAACCAAGUGAUAAAGCAUGCACAAACCCGCGAUUUGUUAGCAGCGGAGCUCAAUGGCAUAUUAUGUUUCGAAAUGGAGGCGGCUGGGCUUAUGGACAACUUUCCAAGUCUUGUCAUUCGAGGUGUUUCGGACUACUCAGACUCGCAUAAAAACAAGGACUGGCAGGGCUAUGCGGCUGCAACCGCGGCUGCAUAUGCAAAGCAGCUGCUUGCUACGAUCGGUGUCUGCGGCCCUGGGCCUAUCUCUGACCCUGCUGUUCCCGAGGCAAUCACGGCUGCCCAGCACCGCGCAUCGAUGAUGGAUGCUCUGCGACCUGAUCAACACGAGAGUCGGCAAGCUACGAUAAAGCCUGCGCAUGCCAAAACCUGCAAAUGGCUUCUUGAGAAGCAGGAAUACGUGAACUGGAUGGACAGCAAUCGUUUCCCCGAGCACCGUGGCUUUCUCUGGAUCAAGGGAAAGGCAGGGAGUGGCAAAUCCACUAUGAUGAAAUUCGCAUUUCUACAGGCCGAUGCAAAAGUGGAUGCAGACACCAAGGUCUUCUCAUUUUUCUUCAAUGCUAGAGGGGAAGAUUUGGAAAAAUCGACAUUGGGGAUGUACCGGUCCUUGUUGGCGCAAAUGCUGGAAAAAGUCCCAGAACUCCAGGUACUCCUAGACGAACUUAACUUUGAGCGCUGGGACGAGAAGUAUCCUUGGUGUCAUGAGUUACUUCAGUGCACCCUCCGCCGGUCAAUCUCACAACUUGGCGGUCGUCGUGUCAUCUGUUUCAUCGAUGCUCUUGACGAAUGCGAAGAAGAACAGGUCCGCGCCAUGGUUGGUUUCAUCCAAUCCCUUGGAGAGCAUGCGAUAUCAUCAAAAGUCCGCCUUCACGUCUGCUUCUCAAGCCGUCAUUACCCCCACAUUGCUAUCGAGAAGGGGCUUGAACUGAUAUUGGAGGAUCAGGAAGGUCACGCUGACGAUAUCACUCGAUACCUGCAAAGCGAGCUCAAAAUUGGGCGCAGUAAGCAAGCCGAAGAUAUUCGACGCGAGAUCCAGGCGAAGGCCUCAGGGAUCUUCUUGUAA